Messenger RNA from Nomascus leucogenys (northern white-cheeked gibbon), 3432 nucleotides. RefSeq names its product LIM homeobox 1 (gene LHX1). Gene Ontology annotation, biological process: regulation of transcription by RNA polymerase II; neuron differentiation. Gene Ontology annotation, molecular function: DNA-binding transcription factor activity, RNA polymerase II-specific; RNA polymerase II transcription regulatory region sequence-specific DNA binding. The record is from RefSeq and is a predicted model, not a curated record. NCBI's taxonomy places the organism in Eukaryota, Metazoa, Chordata, Mammalia, Primates, Hylobatidae. Gene Ontology annotation, cellular component: nucleus.
CCAAGAUCUUCCCCCUACCCUCCCCUCUUUCCCUUCUCCCGCGGUCGGCCCUCGCCCCCUCCCCCAGGCCCAGCGCGGGCGCUCGGCGCGUCCAGACCCGCGGCGCAAUGCCGGCAGUUUAGGAUCCAAAGCUUCUCUGCUCCUUUUGUUCUUUUCUUCCCUUUUUUUAAAAAGAGGGGGGAAAUCCCAGUGGUGGGCAGCCUGGCACGAACACACUCGCCCUCAUACCCCGACAAAAGCAGAUGCACUUUGACUUCUGACAGCUCUACCUCAAGCCCGGGAGAACUCAGCGGCGCUUUCCUCGCAACCCGAGCUCGGCGAGUCGUCGUCGUCUUCUUCUUCUUCUCCGUUUUUAUUUAUUUGUUUCCGUUCCUGCCGCCGUUCUCGCUGACCUUCACUCCUCCGCGGGCUCUGAGCAGAAAGGUCGCAUUCUCUCCCGCCUGAGACUUCUUUUCCUCGCCCCGGGAGCUAAGGCGGCGCCGCUCCAGCCCGGGGCGCCGGGACUCCCCGGCUGCACACUUCACUGAGACGCCCCCAGGCCCCGAUCAGCCUCGUUUCCUCCACCCUACUUUGAUUUCCUGGUGCGAGUUUUGGCUUGCACGGCCGAGUGUGUGUCCUCUUUUUGGAGAGACUGGGGAGCUCGCGCCGGUUGUCUUCAGGAGUCAUCCCCUGGGCUCUACUUUGCCCCUCUCUCUCUGGGCCUCAUCAGACCAAACCAAAGACCAUGGUUCACUGUGCCGGCUGCAAAAGGCCCAUCCUGGACCGCUUUCUCUUGAACGUGCUGGACAGAGCCUGGCACGUCAAGUGCGUCCAGUGCUGUGAAUGUAAAUGCAACCUGACCGAGAAGUGCUUCUCCAGGGAAGGCAAACUCUACUGUAAGAACGACUUCUUCCGGUGUUUCGGUACCAAAUGCGCAGGCUGCGCGCAGGGCAUCUCCCCUAGCGACCUGGUGCGGAGAGCGCGGAGCAAAGUGUUUCACCUGAACUGCUUCACCUGCAUGAUGUGUAACAAGCAGCUUUCCACUGGCGAGGAACUCUACAUCAUCGACGAGAAUAAGUUCGUCUGCAAAGAGGAUUACCUAAGUAACAGCAGUGUUGCCAAAGAGAACAGCCUUCACUCGGCCACCACGGGCAGUGACCCCAGUUUGUCUCCGGAUUCCCAAGACCCGUCGCAGGACGACGCCAAGGACUCGGAGAGCGCCAACGUGUCGGACAAGGAAGGGGGUAGCAACGAGAAUGACGACCAGAACCUGGGCGCCAAGCGGCGGGGACCGCGCACCACCAUCAAAGCCAAGCAGCUGGAGACGCUGAAGGCCGCCUUCGCUGCUACACCCAAGCCCACCCGCCACAUCCGCGAACAGCUGGCGCAGGAGACUGGCCUCAACAUGCGCGUCAUUCAGGUCUGGUUCCAGAACCGGCGCUCCAAGGAGCGGAGGAUGAAGCAGCUGAGCGCGCUGGGCGCCCGGCGCCACGCCUUCUUCCGCAGUCCGCGCCGGAUGCGGCCGCUGGUGGACCGCCUGGAGCCGGGCGAGCUCAUCCCCAACGGCCCCUUCUCCUUCUACGGAGAUUACCAGAGCGAGUACUACGGGCCCGGGAGCAACUACGACUUCUUCCCGCAAGGUCCCCCGUCCUCGCAGGCCCAGACGCCAGUGGACCUACCCUUCGUGCCGUCAUCUGGGCCGUCCGGAACGCCCCUGGGUGGUCUGGAGCACCCGCUGCCGGGCCACCACCCGUCGAGCGAGGCGCAGCGGUUCACCGACAUCCUGGCGCAUCCACCCGGGGACUCGCCCAGCCCCGAGCCCAGCCUGCCCGGGCCUCUGCACUCCAUGUCGGCCGAGGUCUUCGGGCCCAGCCCGCCCUUCUCGUCGCUGUCGGUCAACGGUGGGGCGACCUACGGAAACCACCUGUCCCACCCCCCCGAAAUGAACGAGGCGGCCGUGUGGUAGCGGGGUCUCGCACGGUCUGCGGAGUUCGUGGUUGUACAGAAAUGAACUUUUAUUUAAGAAAAACAGAAAAAAAGAAAAAAAAAAAACAUAAAAAGCAAGUCCCCACCCCCUUCCUCCAGCCUCGAGAACCAUUCUCCUUCUGGGGAGACCGGAUGGAAAAGGGGGACACGAAAUAGGAUCCAAAUCGGCCUCGAGGUGGGACUGGGAUCCGCGCACUGGCUGUCGACGUGCAGAACUGGGGCUCCCAAAGGGAAAUGCAGAACUCUCCCCAACUCCCACCUGGACCCGGAUCCGUAGACAGACCCCGCGGGCGUGUGCGCCUGGCAGGCGGGCGGCGAAAAGACAUCCAGGGCAGCCGCGGGUGCGCACAGCCAUUGGCGAUGCCAGGAGCCCUGGGGAGGGAGGCCGUGAGCACAGCCGGGUGAAGGAAGUGAAGCGGCCUAGGGCGCUCCCGGGCCAGCCAGGAGGAUUCUAGCUCUGGGAUAUCCCUUAUUAGUGUUGUCUCAGAGUUAAACAGCAGCGACAACAAACUCUUAUAGCUUCAGAAACGCCGACCUGCCGUGCAUCAGGUGGGACUAUAUAUAUAUUUUUUGUCUAUCUGGAUUUUUGGUUUUUGUUUUUGCCAAAAUUGCAAAAUUCUAAAUGUAAAGCCCUCCGUAUCAACUCUUCUACCUUCGCAAAACUACACAUACACACAAACGCACGUACACGGACACACUCGGUAGGAUGGUCUCCAGCCAGACCGCUCAGUAAAAUGACUUGAACAUCAGCUGUACAAGAAAAGUAUUCUACCUUCACACACAAAAAGUUAAAAAAAAAAAAAAAAGACUAUUGAACUAAAAACAGUCAACUGUUUACGUAUAAUGUUAAAUUCAGGAGUUCGGUGUUUUACUAAUAUAUCCUGUUUUGAAACCUCUUGUUCAAAAACAAAAUGUUUUGAGCAAUCAACCAAAAUUGUUCCUUUUCUUUUCCUGUAGAUGUUCUGACAGAUUUGCAGGGCUUUCGGCUCACUGUGCUAGUAUGUAAAAAGGUGUUGUUUACACGCGGCAAAGAGAAAACAUGCUAUUCAGACAGUUGCCAAAUAGAAUAAUUAUAGCACAAAUACUGUAAAGGUGCCUGGCACCAGCAACCUGAGAAAGUGUUAAAAAAAAAAAAAAAGUGUUACAAGGUUUAAAAAAAAACAUCUUUGCUAAUUUUUUGUCCUGUUGAACAUUCAUGGAAUUGUUAAUAUGACUUAUAUAGACCCACACAGGUUUUAUUUUUGUGUCUUUAAAAUAAAAUUCCAAAAUAUUUAAAUUUUAUGGUCAAAUAUGCAGUCAACAGCUGCUACUUUUUCUUUAUAUAUUAAAUUUCUCAUAUGUCUUUUAUUGUUCUAAUAAACCUAAGCUUGUGUGACCUCCAGUGCAUAUUAGACCAUUCACUGUAUGAAAGAAAACAUGUUGAAUAAAUUUGUGAGUUUUUAAUAAAAAUAGAAAAUCUGAUGUUUA